CAUGGCCAGACCUGCUACCCCACCAAAAUCUAGGACUAAUCCACCAAACCCCUAACUACAACCACCAACACUACUAUAAUGGUUAAGCGUAGGAGUAUAAAGGCUCAGGAGCGCAAUUUACGACUUUCUGAAGCUGUUCUAGGAGUACAGACUGGAAAAUAUAAAUCUUCAAAUGCUGCAGCUAUAGCCUUAGGGCUAUGGCCAGACACUGUACGUAAACGCGUAAGUGGUGUACAGCGUGUACAGGCUGAAGCGCAAUUACCUAACCAGCUAUUGUCAAAAAAUCAGGAAAUUGUCCUCUUAAAGUGGAUUAAGGAGCUUACUGCAAGUGGCUACGCUCCUAGCCAUCGGAUAUUACGUGAGGUUGCAGACGAAGUUCGGUCAAAUAAGUGUCGCGUUUUUCAGCCUCAACACCUACAACUACAACAACAACCUCAAACUCAACAACCUCAAAUACCUAACUUACCUCUUAGGCAAGAGACGUAGAGUUGAGGCACAAAGGAUGAAUGGGGUUACAAAGUAGGUGUUAAAGGGGUGGUUUGACGCGUAUAAGGGCCUUAUAACAGAGCAAAAAAUCGAAAACUACAACACCUACAAUAUGGAUGAGACUGGAUUUUCAAUUGGAACUAUGCAAUCUACACGAAUUAUAGUCGAUUCUACACUCCGUACGCGUUUUCAAGCUCAUCCUAGCCGACAGGAAUGGGUGUCUGCUGUUAAAUGCAUCUGUAUGGACGGAACAGCUAUUAAGCCCCUUAUUAUUCUUAAAGGACAGAACAUCCUACAAAGCUGGAUUCCGAAGGAGGUUAUACAAAAAUGGCACUUCUCUGCAAACACAAAAGGAUGG
This is a messenger RNA of Pseudogymnoascus verrucosus, 844 nucleotides long. RefSeq lists its product as uncharacterized. The transcript has 2 exons. NCBI's taxonomy places the organism in Eukaryota, Fungi, Ascomycota, Leotiomycetes, Thelebolales, Thelebolaceae. The record is from RefSeq and is a predicted model, not a curated record. Bases 79 to 486 code for a protein of 135 amino acids.